Messenger RNA from Clupea harengus (Atlantic herring), 2105 nucleotides. RefSeq names its product adenylate kinase 8 (gene ak8). Bases 486 to 1949 code for a protein of 487 amino acids. The record is from RefSeq and is a predicted model, not a curated record. The transcript is spliced from 13 exons. Gene Ontology annotation, biological process: nucleobase-containing compound metabolic process. Lineage: Eukaryota; Metazoa; Chordata; Actinopteri; Clupeiformes; Clupeidae. Gene Ontology annotation, molecular function: ATP binding; AMP kinase activity.
GUCACUGCAAGGACGGUGGUGGCCAUAGCAACCACCUAUUCAGCGCACUAAACUAGUGUUAUUUGACAUACAACUAGCUAGCUAACAAACUUAGCUAUCUAAAUAAAUACAAGUUUUCGCUCUGUGACAAAAGGAAAGGUAAAUCGACGUAUAGUCCUAAAUUAAUAGCCACAUUUCGAUAGUGUACUGUAGAUAUAUCUUUGACCCAUGAUAUAUGAUGAUUUACAUGUUGGCUGAUUUGCAAGAGAGAAAGUUAUCGCUAGCUAGCGAGAUUGCUACACACACACAACAACGUUACAGAACUAAAUAGGGAAUAAGCAAGCGAAUAUUAAUGUUAGUUCACACUAUUCAUUAUAAUACAUUAGCAUACGGAAGCAGCAGGUGUGGUGUGGUGAUAACAAAAUGCAGAACUGUUUUUGGGUUCAUAUUGGGUUUUUAUUGUAACCUGUUUCAUUUUUGUUGCAUGAUUUAGCGGGUCUGUAGAUAUGGAUGCCACUGUAAAGCCUUUGAGGAUUCCUCCUGAAAUGGCUAUUUAUGCGGAGAAGCACGGCAUUUUUGACUUGCUACAGUCUCUGCUGAGAAAUGUGGUCGUUGACAAGCCCGAAGACCCCAUCAAGUAUCUGAUUAGGAUGCUAAAGAGAGGCAAUACUGAGGUGCCUCGAGUGAUACUACUGGGCCCACCAUCUUCAGGGAAGAGGACUGUGGCCAAAGCCCUGUGUGAGCGCACCCAGGCAAUCCACAUUACAGUCAGCCACAUUCUGAAGGAGGACCCUGACUUCAGUGGGGAGGCCAAGCAGAGCCAGGAGAAAGGGGAGAAGAUCCCAACUGAUCUUUGGAUCAGAAUGAUACAACACCGUCUGUCCAGAAUUGACUGCGUGUGCAGGGGCUGGGUGCUGGAAGGAAUCCCCAGGACUCGAGAUGAAGCUCUGUGUCUUCAGGAGGCUGGAAUUGCUCCAGAUUACGUUGUGGUGUUGGAGGCUCCUGAUGAUGUGCUGAUUGAGAGGAGUUUGGGCAAGGAGAUAGACCCUGAGACGGGAGACGUGUACCACUUGGCCUUCAUGCGUCCAGAGAGUGAGAAGGUGAUACGGCGUCUACAGCCUCCUAAGGAGCUCCUGUCGAAGGAGCAGGUUGCUAAGAAACUGCUGCUGUACCACCGCGAGGCCCACGGGCUGCUGAGGACCUACGGCUCCUGGCUGCACUUCAUCAACGCCGACCAGCCGCACAUGGACGUCUCUGCUCAGGUUCUGGCAUACGUUCUGUCACGGCCCCGGUCCAGCGCCCCACACACACCCCGCAUUCUCCUGUUUGGACCCCCUGGAUCUGGCAAGAGUCUUCAGGCACGGCUGCUGGUCCAGAAGUACAACAUCAUAGAGAUCUGCAGUGGGGAGCUGAUAAAGGCAGUUUAUGCAGAUGAGUCCAGUGUGGGUGAGCUCCUCAGACCUUAUCUGGAGGCUGGACAACAAGUGCCAGACAGCAUUGUGCUUCAGAUCCUGACGAUGCGGCUGAGUCGCUUGGACUGUACCACCCGUGGCUGGGUGCUGCACGGCUUCCCCCGUGACGAGGAUCAGGCUGAGCAGCUCCGAGAGUCCAACCACAUCCCCAGCAGGGUGUUCUUCCUGGAUAUGACCGAUGACGUGGCCGUGGAGCGUCUCUGCCUGAGGGCCAUCGAUCCAGUCACAGGAGAGAGGUACCACUCUCUGUACCGCCCAGCCCCCAGCUCCGAGGUGCAGGAGCGUCUGGUCUUUAACCCGCGGGACAGAGAGGCCCAAGUGCGCGACCACCUCAGGGAAUACUGGGCACAGAUGCCCACCCUGCAGCGCUUCUACCCCGACGCCAUCCACGUCAAUGCAGACCAGGACCCGCACACCGUGUUCGAGUCCAUCGAGAGCCGUCUGGUCGGACGCCUCCCCAAAACCCUGAUGGACGUUCCAGCGGUCAAAUCAACGUGAGAGAAUCCCAGCCGUCGCCCUAUGAUCCCGCCCCUGCAAUGCCCACAUGUGACAUCCCAGCCGAGUGCCUGACACGAAGAGAGGAGCAGACCUCACUAGCUCUGUUUGUUAUUAUAAAUCUGCUCUGUUUGUCAUAAUAAAACUGCGUUUUCCUAA